Molecule: messenger RNA, 618 nt
Organism: Phialemonium atrogriseum
Lineage: Eukaryota; Fungi; Ascomycota; Sordariomycetes; Cephalothecales; Cephalothecaceae
Exons: 1
Coding region: 1-618 (205 amino acids)
Source: RefSeq, a predicted model, not a curated record
AUGCCCCCCAAGAAACCCACCACCCCCAACGACACCACCGCCACUACCAGCAGCGGCGGGGGCGGGCCCGGCCUGAACGGCAAGACCGUGACGGAGAGCGAGCUCAAGUUCGUCAACGCCGUCCUGUCCAACUUCAUCGCCAAGCCCGACGUGGACUGGGCCGCCGUCGCCGCCGCCCUGGCCCUCAAGGACGUGAAGUGCACCAAGGAGCGCUGGCGCCAGAUCAAGAACAAGUUCGGCUGGAAGGAGGAGAACAACAACAACAACGACGACGGCGGCGGCACGGGCGGAGUCGUUGGGUCUUCCCCUUCCCCGGCAAAGGUCACUAAGCGCACUCCCAAACGGACCCCGAGGGGUAGGAAGGUUGUUACGCCUGUUGUUGGUGGUGCGAGCAAGGCUGGUGGUGCUGCCAAGGAGGGGGGAGCUGGCCUCGAGAAGGAGGGGGAUGCUGACGCCGGUGCCGAGGUCGGGGUCGGGCUCGUCGGCGAGAGUCCCACGCCCCGCCAGCGCAAGAAGCUUCCCAACCACAGGCCCCGCAAGGAAAUCAUCAAGCCUGAGCCGGAGGACACGGAUGAGGAGAUUGGCCACCAGGACAAGGGGGACGCCGGCGUCGUCUGA